AACUCAUUCAGGUGCAGGCAUGAAGGUACACAGAAAACUUCAGUCCUUCGGAGGAACGAAAAUGCUCAAAUUCGUGAUUGCUUUCAUCUCCAUCUCCUUUGGAUCGGCUGCCAGCGGAGGAGGAGAUGGAUGGAGGGUAAUGGGUGGAGCGGAGGCAGAAUUAGGGGAAUUCCCGUGGGUGACAUCCAUUCAAUGGGGAAGCCUGGGACAUUGGUGUGGCGGUGCCAUCUACGAUGGAUCCCACGUCAUCACUGCUGCACAAUGCUGCCUCUAUCGGAGGCCUGAAGAACUGACCGUCUGGGCCGGAGUAGUCGACCUUGAAAACCCGGCGGAGGGAAGCACAAGCCCUGUGACUGAAAUCAUCGUUCACGAGGACUUUAAUCUUCAGGAGCUGACCAACGACAUAUGCAUCCUGGUCUUGGGAACCCAACUACAAUUCGGAACCAACAUCGGAUCCAUUGUCCUUCCUCAGCAGGGGGUUGAAUAUCAAAAGGGGACGCCGGUGCAAGUGUCCGGAUGGGGGCUGACGAGGGAGGGUGACCUCCCCCCGACGCUCCUCAGCACGGCGGACAUCGUCACCUACACCCAAGACGAAUGCGAGGAGUUCUACGGACCCACUUUACCCGUCUACGACCACAUGAUCUGCGCCGGCCAAGACGGAGGCGGCAGGGGAUUCUGCGACGGAGACGAAGGGGGUCCACUGGUCCGGUCAGAUGGGUCCAAGGAAUUGGUUGGAAUCGUCUCGUGGAGUCACGGAUGUGCUCGACCGUCCUACCAUGGGGUCUAUACUCAAGUUUCCUACUUCGUUGAUUGGAUCUUGAGCAACGUUGCGUGAUUUCAUCUUGAAGAGAGUACGCUCUUUCAAACAUCUGC
This is a messenger RNA of Darwinula stevensoni, 873 nucleotides long. The record is from the annotation of a GenBank genome assembly. NCBI's taxonomy places the organism in Eukaryota, Metazoa, Arthropoda, Ostracoda, Podocopida, Darwinulidae.